AUGGAGUCGUCUGCGAAUAAACACCGCCGAAAUAUGUCGAAAUCCUCUCGUCCUCGGAGCUCUACCAAAGGCCCGUUGGAUGCCCCAGAAGAUUUGCCCUCAUCUGCCCCGGAUUCUCUUUCAAUGGCACGGGUCCUUUCACCAACCUUGUCUGGAGAAGGCGUUGGUGGGACAUCUCUUGGAGCGCUAGACCCCCUAAUGUCGGGCGACCUCUUCUCUUCCCAUGGCAAAGACCUGUCGUAUCUUCUACGAUCGGAUAUUUAUCACCCACUCUCACAACUCAGUGUUCCGCCUGCUCUUCGUACCGAGUUUGUUGUGCCCGUUCCAGGGGAAACUGUGUCAACUCUGCUCGGUGCUCUUGAGCGGUUGUUAGCAGAGGGUCACUUUCUAGUUGCAGCACACCUCUGUGCGACGCUGUUGACACCCUCAUUUAUUUCUGCAACCGAUUCCAAUUCCAUCUUCACGGUUCUUUACCUGCGACUUGCCUGUCUAGAACUAUCAGGCAAUGCAAUUCUUGCCGCGCAGGAAUCGAAAGCUCUGGAAGACUUGAGCUCCACGUUCUACUACGUGGGGACUGACCAGAAAGCCUCUGAGGGAGCGCCAGAACACGGUCAUCAUGGAGCUCCUCGUCAUAUUGUGCCGUGGCCUCUCCGACUCCUCGCCGUGAGACUACAGAGUAUUGGCUUUGGCGAUCCUCGCAGAGGUAUUGGUGGGCUCUACGAACUGGGCCUUGAGGCACGGAGAGAAAUACUCCGACCGGGGACCACGAACUCCGAGAGGGCUAUAUGGAGCGACAGACUGGCCGAUCUGGGUGUUCGGAGCGUCAAUGCCCUCAUCGAGAUGGGGGACCUUGAAACAGCUCGACGAUCUCUCGCCAACUUGACAGCAAGUAGGACUAUGGACCACGUCGCCAGGACAAGGAAGGCUCUCCUGUUACUGAAGAUUGGCGAUUUAGAUGCCGCCAAGAAACUCCAAAGCGAGGCCGGUGAAUCAGAUGAUUCGCUUCUGAAACCCCUGCUUAGUAUGGCAGAAGGUCGGUACCUCGACGCGACAUCUGAAUGGCGAGCUCUUCUGGACAGCGCAUUCCAGGAAUCCGAGAGAGCAAUGAUUGUUCAUAACCUAGCGGUGUGUCUAUUGUAUACCGGACAGCUAAAUGAGGCCCGCCCGUUUCUGGAGUCCUUGAUUUCAGAAAACAACUCGUUUGGCAGUCUGACAUUCAACUUAUCGACUAUCUACGAGCUGUGCUCUGAAAAGGCCGCUACGUUGAAGACACAGCUAGUAGAGAGAGUUUCGAAACAACCUGUCUCUGGACAUACAAACCUUGAGCAUCCGAACAGCGACUUCAAAUUAUGA
Penicilliopsis zonata CBS 506.65 is the source of this 1353-nucleotide messenger RNA. RefSeq lists its product as hypothetical. The transcript has 4 exons. Bases 1 to 1353 code for a protein of 450 amino acids. The record is from RefSeq and is a predicted model, not a curated record. Gene Ontology annotation, cellular component: Golgi apparatus; TRAPP complex. NCBI's taxonomy places the organism in Eukaryota, Fungi, Ascomycota, Eurotiomycetes, Eurotiales, Aspergillaceae. Gene Ontology annotation, molecular function: protein binding.